UGAUACAAACAGCGCGGGGCUGAUCGGCUGGGAGGCGGAGUGACGUCAUCGGGAAGCCGCUAGAUUUCACACAGGGAUCAGCCGCUUGGGUCACUCCUCACGAGCACAUCCAGGAAGUUGUCCCGACGUCGAAUCCCUCUUUUGUUUUCUGACUUUUUUACAACAGCGAGUUAUUAUUUUUACUUUUCGCCACUUUCCACGUGAUAUUUAACGCCAAAGCUCCGCAGCGACGUCAUGGCUUUUGUCCCGGGUCAGCCGCUCACCGCUGUUGUGCAACGAAUUGAGAUCCAGAAGUUGCAGGAGAGAAAUAAUUUGAUCCUGGGCUUCAGCAUCGGUGGAGGGAUCGACCAGGACCCCGGGCAGAACCCCUUCUCUGAGAGCAAGAGUGACAAAGGCAUCUAUGUGACCAGGAUAACACCAGGAGGACCAGCAGACGUGUCAGGCUUGAUGAUGGGAGACAAAAUAAUGCAGGUGAACGGCUAUGAUAUGACCAUGGUGACCCACGACUAUGCUCGUAAAAGGCUAACAAAGAAGUCCGAGGUUGUGGUGCGACUCCUUGUGACCAGAAAGUCGUUGGAGCAAGCCGUCAAGCAGUCGAUGGGGCCCAAAAUAACCCCAAAAUGUGACAACAGUGUGACACAACACUACUGAUUCAGCUGCCAAGGAAUGAACACGCUCAUGUACUGAAAUCACACACACUCAGAUGAUGUUUGCACUGUGGCCUUUAUAACCAGAUUAUUGCAAAAAAAAAAUACCACAUCAGUCAGUUUAAUGUUCGGGUGACACAUCCUGAUGCUGCACAAGUCCGUUCUUACUUAUCCUGGUCAGUCAUUGAACAAUGAGAGGGCGCUGUCCCUUCCCACCAACACUAAACUCACCUCAAAGGUCCAGGCCUAUACAGCGCUGAAACACUUUUAAUUUGCAGUGACAAUAUAAUACAGACUUGUUUUUGUUGUCCUCAAAUACCACCAUUUCAAUUUUAAGCAGAAAAAGAUUUCAGAAUGUGUACCAAAACUCACAUGAUCCAUUUUGAUUCAUUUUAGGUUUAGAAUUAGUUGAAAUGUUGCUGUAUGUAGAGUUUAGGGUUAAAAAAGAUCAAUAGUCUAUGCAGAGAUUAACGGUAUUUCUUCUUUGUUUGAACAGGCAGACUCUCACUGAAAUCAGAUUUUUGGAAAGGUUUCAUAAAACGACGCUGUUAUAUCUCUUAAAUUUACUUUUUGAAUAGUGAACAUUAGAAUAUUAUUGCUUCAUUCCCACUUAUAUUACUUCUGCCAAGGAGGUUAUGUUUUUGUUUUCCUUGUCUGUUAGUGAGCAGGAUUACGCAAAAACUACUGGACUGAAUGAAACUUGAUGGAAGGAUGGAGUUUAAACCAUUCAAAUUUGCUGCUGCUGCAGAUCCAGAUCGGGGGGCACUGUGAGAUGAGGUGUUUUCAACAUUUUCAUGGGUCUCUGAGAAUAACUCAUGGAUCUUGGUGAAAUUAACAUGUCAUAUUUAGGGGACUGAUAUAUAUAGUUUGUAAAAAUCUGGAUGUAGUGAAUUUGAAUGUGGUUUCAUAAGGAGACUGUUGGGCCUUGGCGGAGGUAUGCACUCUACUGAGUAACAUUCUAGCUAGAUUCUUUCCAAAUGUCCUCUAUCUGCUCUUGAUAACACUUCUAUGGGAGCAAGCCGAUAUCAAUAUCAGACUCAUUUAUUAUCUUUUUCCAUUACAACUCCACUACAAAUAUACAUUUGAUGAAAACAAAAUCUAUUUUGAUGUCAAUCUUGUCAAGAUUACAGCAUCAAAUGCCAAAGUACUGUGAAGCAAUCAAAACAUGCGAAAAGUGUUAAUUUUCUCUUUUUUAUUAUGGUUUCAGUGGCCUGUAUAAAAUAUAUACUUUUUUUUAAUAUCACAUAUUAAUGUUUUCCACUAAUUAUCUCUUAACUGAGGCAUAUUUCCAUUCUAUUUAUCUUGUUUAUUGUGUGAUAUCCUCUUAGUUAAUUCCAUGUCCACCGUGAACAGAAUUCUGCUGGACCUACAUUUGGACGACACGCCUGACACAUCAUUUUCAAUAUGUCACUCUUCAUCAUCCUCAUCAGGUUGAGCAGGAGAAAGUCCAUGUUUUGACACAAGCACAGUUUCUCACUGGAACCAGCAACGUGUAAAAACUUUAAAGGUGUAUUGAACUUGUUUAUUUGUCAGAGACCAAAAGUUAAAAGUGUAACUCUGAACCCUACAGGAGUGAAUGUUCUUUGUCGGCACACCAGCUUUUACCUCUUGUCUUACGAUGCUUUGUUUGAUUCCAUUUAACGAUUCCUCUGUGGUUUCUACGAUGCAAUGAGAAUCUGUUGCCUCUGAUACACGGCAUACUAACCCUGUAGAUGAGUGAUUUAAUACUAAUCAUUUACAAUAUUUUGGGUUUGAAAUAAAAGUGUUUUUUUUACUUCUUACCCUGGGAGAUAUCAUUGGCUCUUGCUGGGCUGGUGGUAGAAAAAUCCAUUUGUAUGUUUUUAAUAGAACAAUUUAAACUGUUUAUCAGCAACUUCCAUUUCACUGUCUUGAUCAUUAGAUAAAGUUUUUAUUCUGAUAUGAAAAAUGUUUGAAAUGUUGGAGGCAGCAUUAUGCUCGUAUAAUAAUAAUAAUAAUCGUAUCUAUAAUCUUUCAAUCAAUGAGCGACUUAUUGUAUUGUCAGACUGUAAUUUCAAGGACUGAGGCCUAACAAGGCAAACAUAGUUAGUUUUUUGCAUCAAAAAUUUAAAACCUGGCCAUACAGGGGUUUUUGUUAUAUAUUUUCCAUUCAUCAUGUCGGCUGCUUGGGGGGGUUUCCAGCCCCAGGUUACAGACUGCCACUGCAGGAACGUCCCUUCAAACAACAAAUCACUUACAGUAUUUUCUUUUUGAAUUAUUUUGUAUGUAAACUGCCAGCAGAGCACAAAUGUUCAGCAAUUGACUGUGUACAGUUUUGAAUCUUUCUCAUACAUAAAAACACUGAGAACAAAA
Hippoglossus stenolepis (Pacific halibut) is the source of this 2978-nucleotide messenger RNA. It is a transcript of the gene tax1bp3, whose product is annotated as Tax1 (human T-cell leukemia virus type I) binding protein 3. The record is from RefSeq and is a predicted model, not a curated record. Lineage: Eukaryota; Metazoa; Chordata; Actinopteri; Pleuronectiformes; Pleuronectidae. The coding region runs from base 235 to 651 and encodes 138 amino acids. The transcript has 4 exons. Gene Ontology annotation, molecular function: protein binding.